Molecule: messenger RNA, 993 nt
Organism: Lodderomyces beijingensis
Lineage: Eukaryota; Fungi; Ascomycota; Pichiomycetes; Serinales; Debaryomycetaceae
Source: the annotation of a GenBank genome assembly
AUGUCUGACGUACCAAUAGACCCCCCGCAGAAGCCUCAAUUGACCGAAGCGGAAAAGCGUCAGUUGUUAAGAGAGAGAAGACAGGCGAAGAUGGUCCAGGGUAAAGCCACUGACCGGCUCAACAAUAUCUUGAACCAAGGGACAUCAGUCAAGGCGUCAUCGAUAACUUCAAUUCUUGACCAGCCUCAAAGCAGCAGCACGACGACGGACCCAUCGACCGAAUCGUCGUCAACUGAGACACCAUCGAAUCACGACGAUGACCCCGACCAUCAAGAUAUAGCUGAAGUUUACCCCAGUGAUCAGAGCCAGUAUCCGCCACCUCAGCCAUCUGCUGCCACGGAAGGUGCCCCACCGAACCUCGAUGAGAUGUUUAAAAAAAUAGUGCAGCAGCAAGUGAGCGGAUCAAGCAGUGACGGAGCAGAUGACGAUAACCCCAUGAAUGAGAUAUUAAAGAUGUUCAACAUUGCCGGAGACGAAUCCUCAAUCGGCGGAGGUUCGCCUUCGCCUCCCGAUACGUCGUAUCAACAGGACCCCGAGAUGGCGAAAUACCAACAGGAUCUCGCGCGUUACCAAACCUACCAAGAGAAGUUGUGGCGGUUUAGGUUUCUUGUCGUGAGAGUCAUUGCCACCUGCGCCAACUUCUUUUACCAUUUUUACCAUAUCCCGUCAUUUAUGGCCUCAAACUACUCGUAUGUGCGCGAGCUACAUGAAGUUUACCCAUUGAACGGAUUCAUUACUUGGUUCAUGUCGAUUGAAGUCGUCAUCAUUGCCACUUACUACUUGGUCUUUACCCAACUCGGCCUUUUCCAUGCUUCGAGCCAAAAGAGUAUUGUGAUGAAGGCCAUUAGCGGCUUGUCGAUGUUUGCACCGCAAUUGCGCACUUACCAGCCUUUGAUUGGCAGGCUAUUGGGCUACAAGGAGUUGAUUGGAAUUCUCGUGGGAGAUUUAUCGUUGGUGAUUUUCUUGUUUGGGCUACUCAGUUUUUUGAACUAA